This is a messenger RNA of Zingiber officinale, 621 nucleotides long. Its product is annotated as protein DMP7-like. Bases 1 to 621 code for a protein of 206 amino acids. The record is from RefSeq and is a predicted model, not a curated record. NCBI's taxonomy places the organism in Eukaryota, Viridiplantae, Streptophyta, Magnoliopsida, Zingiberales, Zingiberaceae. The transcript has a single exon. Gene Ontology annotation, biological process: endomembrane system organization.
AUGGCGACGCACCAAGCUGCGGCGGCCGCCGGCGGGCAUUGUCUGUUAGCCGACGACAACGGCCGACACGAUACGGCGCCGCCGACGGCCCUGCAGCGGGUGUACAAGAACGCGGCCCACCUGGCCAACUUCCUCCCCACCGGCACCGCCCUCGCCUUCCACGUCCUCUCCCCCGUGAUCACCGACGACGGCCGCUGCCCCGCCCCGACCGACCGCGCCAUGACCGCCGCCCUCCUCCUCUCCUGCGCCAUCUCCGCCUUCCUCCUCACCCUCACCGACAGCUUCCACGACCCCGCGACCGGCCACAUCCGUUACGGCUUCGCCACCGCGCGCGGCCUCCUAGUCAUCGACGGCCACGGGCCACCUCCUCCCGGCCUCGCCGCCCGCCACCGCCUCAAGGCCGUCGACCUCGUGCACGCCUUCGCGACGGUACUCGUCUUCGCGACCGUCGCCGUAUCCAACAACAACGUCCGAUCCUGUUUCCAACCGAUUCUGUCGGACGACGUGGACCGCGCCGUGACGGCGAUGCCGAUGGCGGUUGGGUUCGUGGUCAGCGCGGUGUUCAUCGCUUUCCCCACGACUCGCCACGGCAUCGGAUACCCUGUCAUGCACAAAUCUUGA